AUGCCCGACCAGAUGAUCCCAGACAUGCAGACGCCGAGUUUGAGGACAUCAUCGACGGACCCGGGUUGCUCCCAGGCUAUCGAGCAGCUGUAUGGGCUGAAAUUGGGGGAUGUCAAACCUCUACCAAAGGUCACUAUUAUUGGGGACAAAUCUUGCGGGAAAACGUCAAUCUUUGAGGCUUUGACCGGACUGUCCUUGCCGGCAUCGAGGCAUCUUCUGAGCAACUUCGCCAUCCACGCACAGUUCAAGCGCACGACGGACCAGGAUCCUACUGUCAAGGCACAUAUCCGCCCUGGGCCGCUAAAAAGUCAAGACAAGGCUGUCUUGCGGCACUUGGAAAGCUUCCAGGUGGCCAACAAUGGGCCACUGACCGGCGAUGACUUUACCGAUAUUCUGGAAAAGGCUGCCAACCGCAUGUGUAUCGCAAUUGUCGAUCGAGACGCCGGCGGCGACCAUGAGCAAGUGGGCAACCAGCAACACCUUUCCGAUAAUGUCCUCGUCGUCGAGAUUUCAGGACCCGAUGUCAACAGCCUGAGCGUUGUUGAUUUCCCUGGCUUUAUGCACAAUUCUGCACUUCUUGAUGCCCGUGAAAUACAGGCUGUAAAGAGUUUGGUGAUGAGCUGCAUCGAGGAACCCCAGUCAAUCAUCCUGGCCGUCGUGGAUGCCACGAACCAGAUUGAAAACCAAGUGGCUCUCGAAUUUGCCCGCGCCGUUGAUCCUGAGGGCGACCGAACGAUUGGUGUGCUGACAAAGUGCGAUAUUGUUCAGCGAGGCGACGAGAACAGGGUUCUGCGACUUACCCGCAACAAGGAGCAUCAUCUAGCCCAAGGAUGGUUCGCCCUCAAGAACCUAUCGACGCAGGAACGCCGCGAUGGCCUGGGUUUCGACCGGCGGAAUGUGGUCGAGGGUGACUUCUUCUCGCAACCCCCCUGGAACGAGAUCGAUCGCAGCCGGGCUGGUAUCAAGUCCCUCAAAGAGUUUCUGGGCGAUCGAGCCAACGGCAUGCUCCAGGAAAAUGUCAACCUGCUGCUGGAGAAGAUUCAGAUCCUGACAGAGUCCUCAUCCGCCAGCACAGGGCUCAAUGCUGGCAGCGUCGGGCUCACUCCCAUCCAGACGGGACUCAAUUCUAGCGGCACCGGACUCACUUCGGUCAGAGCAAGGUUCGCGGAUAGCACCGUCACGGUGGAUGAGAAGCGAGAGCGUCUCCGUACAGUGAUCGAGUUCCCAUCCGAGGCCGACCCGCCGAGCAGCGAGAAGCACGGCACCGAUCUGGAGGCCGGGUCGAUCAAGAAACGACCGACGAUGCUGAUCAAUGCGUGCACCGUCGGCCUGACCAUAGCUCUGGUCCUGACGCUGGUGGGACUUGGCUGCCGGCAGCUGGCGCAGGAGAUUGCGACUGAUGGUGACUGGUACCGCCUGUUUCUGCUUGUCACUACGCCUCUGCAAAUCUUUGUCAGUCUGUUCUUCUGCCAAGCCAUCAUAUGCUCGAUUGCGCAGCUCCUCGGACCGGUGAGCCAGGUGAAUGCGAAUUCGAAAUUCUUCUCGGCCAAAGCCGUAAAGCGGCUGAACGUCAUGGACGGGCCGCUGCCCCACGUGACGAUCCAGUGCCCCGUCUACAAGGAGGGGCUGGAGGCCGUCAUCGAGCCGACCGUCAAGUCUCUCGAGGCAGCGAUCCGCAACUACGAGUCUCACGGCGGGACGGCCGGCAUCUUCAUGAACGACGACGGAAUGCAGCUGCUCUCACCGGAGGAGGCGGCCGAGCGCAAGGCCUACUACGCGGCCCACAACAUCGGGUGGGUGGCGCGGCCGAAGCACAACCCCAAGGGCGAGGGGCUGGGCCGGUUCAUCCGGCGAGGCAAGUUCAAGAAGGCGUCCAACAUGAACUACGCGCUGGGGGUCAGCCUCAAGGUCGAGGACAAGCUGGCGACGGUGGACCGCAGCGGCGUCUGGACGCAGGCUGAGGAGGAGGAGGCCUACCAGAGGUGCCUGGGCGAGGUGCUGGACGAGGAGCUGGGCCGGGCGUGGGCCGGGGGCAACAUCCGCGUGGGCGACUACAUCCUCAUCAUCGACUCGGACACGCGGGUGCCGGUGGAGUGCAUGAUCGACGCGGUCAGCGAGCUCGAGGAGUCGCCGCAGGUGGCCAUCCUCCAGUUCUCGUCGGGCGUCAUGAACGUCACGACCGGCUACUUCGAGAUGGGCAUCACCUUCUUCACCAACCUCAUCUACACGGCCAUCCGCUACGCCGUGGCCAACGGCGACGUGUCCCCCUUUGUCGGGCACAACGCCUUCCUGCGGUGGUCGGCCCUGCAGGAGGUCAGCUUCGAGUCGGAGGGCAGCCGGCACGGCGACCCGGAUCUUGCCCCGGGCGAGAAGGACCCCAAUUCGACGACGCCCUACGAGAAGUUCUGGUCUGAGUCGCACGUCUCCGAGGACUUUGACAUCUCCCUCCGUCUGCAGACCAUGGGCUACCACAUCCGUCUGGGGUCCUACUGCGGCGACGACUUCAAGGAGGGCGUCUCGCUGACCGUCUACGACGAGCUCGCGCGCUGGGAGAAGUACGCCUACGGCUGCAACGAGCUGCUCUUCCACCCCGUCAGGCUGUGGUGGCGGCGCGGGCCCUUCACCCCGCUCUUCCUGCGCUUCAUCCUCUCCAGCAUGCCCAUCGGCUCCAAGGUCAGCAUCAUGGCCUACGUCGGCACCUACUACGCCAUCGGCUUCGCCUGGAUAGGCUCCCUGCUCAACUACUUCCUCAUCGGCUGGGCCAACGGCCACCUGGACCACUACUACAUGAACAGCUGGCGCGUCUGGGUCGCCCUCAUCGUCGUCUUCUCGGGGGCCGGAAACCUCGCCCUGGCCGUGGUCCGGUACCGCAGCGAGAACACCACGCUGCUCGGCCAGGUCUGGACCUGCUUCCGCUGGGCUCCCCUCCUCUUCGUCUUCCUCGGCGGCAUCUCCGUCCACGUCUGCCAGGCUAUCCUGUGCCACAUGUUCUCCAUCGACAUGUCGUGGGGUGCGACCGCAAAGGAGGUGUCCGACACGUCCUUCUUCAUCGAGAUGCCCAUGAUCGCCCGCCGCUUCAAGUUCGUCUUUGUCUUCUGCAUCUGCAUGACGGGCCUGAUGAUCUGCGGCGCCUGUGCCUUUCCUUACCUCUGGAGGAUCGAUCAGCUCAUUGCCAUCUUCCCACUGGGCUGUGUCGUCUUCAGCCACUUCUUUCUACCCGUCUUGUUGAACCCGGCGUUGAUGAAGUUUACGUGGUAA
Messenger RNA from Geosmithia morbida, 3258 nucleotides. Its product is annotated as Glycosyl transferase family 2. NCBI's taxonomy places the organism in Eukaryota, Fungi, Ascomycota, Sordariomycetes, Hypocreales, Bionectriaceae. Gene Ontology annotation, molecular function: GTPase activity; GTP binding. The transcript is spliced from 7 exons. The record is from RefSeq and is a predicted model, not a curated record. Bases 1 to 3258 code for a protein of 1085 amino acids.